Corythoichthys intestinalis (scribbled pipefish) is the source of this 3228-nucleotide messenger RNA. It is a transcript of the gene cryba4, whose product is annotated as crystallin, beta A4. Gene Ontology annotation, molecular function: structural constituent of eye lens. NCBI's taxonomy places the organism in Eukaryota, Metazoa, Chordata, Actinopteri, Syngnathiformes, Syngnathidae. The record is from RefSeq and is a predicted model, not a curated record. The transcript has 6 exons. Gene Ontology annotation, biological process: visual perception; lens development in camera-type eye. The coding region runs from base 1438 to 2028 and encodes 196 amino acids.
CAAGAUCUACUUUUCAAGGAGAUGACCUCCCACAAUCUAUCUUUUUGGGGGGUGGAGAAGGGCCUGAAAAGCUCAGCAGCGAUGUAUGUUGUGAGGUUCGGUGCUGAGGUGCUUUUUAGUUUUGCUGCACUUUGAGCUGUUGUUUGAGCAAAAUUAGGAUGUCAUUUGACCAGUGUUGUUAAUCUUACUGAAAAAAAGUAAUUCAUUAUAGUUACAAAUUACUUCUCCCAAAAACUAAUUGCGUUAGUAACUCAAUUACCUGAAUGUAAGAGUAAUUAGUUACUUGGCAAAGUAAUUGGUGAUAAUUACUUUUUUUUUUUCCCCUCAAAAAAAAAAAAAAAAAAACAUUGGCCACACUAUGUGAAGUUUUUUGUGAAGGUUUUUGGUACAAUUGGCCCGAGCCCAAUUCUUUACCCUAAUUUACCCUUUACCCUGGAUCAACUGUUAAAAGUUGUUAAAAUUGCUCCCAUUAUUGCAUUUCUUCCCUUCUCUCGACUUUCGACAUAUGAAAGUUUUAAAACUGUUUCAUCAUUUAAAGAUAGAUUCAAGUCAAGAUUUUGCCGAUUUAGAAGUAUUUUAGAUAAAAAGUUACUUAGGUUCGCUAGGAAGGUUCUCUACAACAGAGCCGUCCUAAAAAGUCUACUGCUUUAAGAUGGCGGCUGUCUACUAACGCAUUUAGUGCCAUGCAGUGUUGUUAAUUUUACUUUAAAAAAGUAAUUAAUUACAGUUACAAAUUACUUCUCCCAAAAAGUAAUUGCGUUAGUAACUCAGUUACCUGAAUGUAAGAGUAAUUAGUUACUUGGCAAAGUAACUAGUGAUAUUUUUUUUUUCCUCAAAAAAAAAAAAAAAAAAAAAAAAAAAAAACACAGGUCACACAAUGUGAAGCUUAAAGUGUUUGGGGGACAAUUGGCCCUAGCCCAAUUCUUUACCCUCCACUUAACUAGACACAAGGGUAUUGCGAUAACUAGCUAGUAACCUUUGCUAUGUGUGGAAGUCAUUUAAAGUUGUGAAUCAAUCGUUAAAGUUGUUAAAAUUUCUCCCGUUAUUGCAUUAGUUGCCUUCUGUCUACUUUAAACAUGUGUAAGUUUUAAAACUGUUUCAUCAUUUAAAGAUAGAUUUAAGUUAAGAUUUUGCCGAUUUAGGAGCAUUUUAGAUUUUAAAAAAUUACUUAGGUUCGCUAGGAAGGAUCUCUACAUCAGGGCCUUCCUGAGAGGUCUACUGCUUUAAGAUGGCGGCUGUUUACAAACGCAUGUUGUCCUUAAAACAUGUUGGCAGUGCAGCAGUGUCUGUCAUUUGCAUCUAGUUCUAUAAUAUAUCUACCAUGUCAUGUGGUCGUAGUUUGUCGGCUAUGGCUGCAGUCAGGUAUUAUUGGAGCCACCUAGCAUCGCGGUUGGAACGGCGUCUUCCCCACUCCUGCUCUGCUCUCGUCCCCACAAGAUGACGCACCACUGCACCAAGUUCUCCGGCCACUGGAAGAUCGUGGUUUUCGACGAGGAGUGUUUCCAGGGCCGGCGUCACGAGUUCACCUCGGACUGCGUCAACGUGAUGGACUUGGGCUUGGAGACGGUGCGCUCCUUGCGCGUGGAGAGCGGCGCCUGGGUGGGCUACGAGCACGCUUCCUUCCAGGGGCAGCAAUUUGUUCUGGAGCGGGGCGAGUACCCCCAGUGCGACGCCUUCGGUGGCAGCAACGCCUACCAUGUGGAGCGCUUGACCUCCUUCAGGCCCGUGGCCUGCGCGAACCACCGGGAGUGCCGCAUGACCAUCUUUGAGCGCGAGAAUUUCCUGGCUCGCAAGGGCGAGCUGAGCGACGACUACCCUUCCUUGCAAGCAAUGGGCUGGUGCAACAACGAGGUGGGAUCCCUCAAGGUCCAGUCUGGCGCCUUUGUGUGCUACCAGUACCCUGGUUACCGUGGUUACCAGUACAUCGUGGAGUGCGACCGCCACUGCGGCGAGUACAAACACUUCAAGGAGUUUGGCUCGCACUGCCAGACGCCGCAGAUCCAGUCCAUCAGGCGCAUCCAGCAGUAGUCGACGCGACCCGCCAAAAUGGCUUCUCCGUACCCCCCGCUCGGAAGAUGGCCGACCUCGGCCCGACCCUCCAUCGCAAUAAAAAUGUCUUUGUUAAACAUGACAACGCGGCUCUCGGAUGGUCAUUGACCAGAAUGAACGUGUCCUUGGCAAAUCUCUCAAUAAACUUUUUAUAACAUAUUUUUUUUCAAGAAAAUAUAAAAUGUCAACAGCACUCUCUCUCUCUCUCUCUCCCAAUGCAAAUUGCCCAAAAGUGCUUUCUUCCGUCCUUAACUCAUCAUGAAGCAACGUGUCACUAUCAAAUAAAAGAACAAUUAAAUGAAUGAAAUAUCAAAUGAAAUUGAAACAUAAAACUCAAACUUUGGUGUAGAAUUUUCUUUCAACAGAAUAACAGAACUCGCACAAUUUUCUAACAUCUCCGGGAGCGCAAGGUUGGCGGGGAGUCCUGUGGAGAGCGCACCAGGACGGGCCGACUGAGCCCCCGACGCUCGCUCGGGUCCCUGUACUGUCGGCGACAGAGUCAUUCCGGCACCCUCCUGUUUGGUUUAUAUAACCUUUGCCGAGUAUCCGGGCACUUUGCAACUUUGACCAAAACAAUCCAAGAUAUCGCUGUAGAAAUGCCGAUAGUAAAAAGGAUAUUGAGAAUCGAUACAGUGUACGAUCAACAGGACCGUGCAGAUACCAAUAGAGGGGCAGGUGCUCAUAGAUCAAAAGGGGCAAAUGAAUAUGAAUUUAAUAGACCUUACAACAACAUAACUUCAAGUUUAACCAGUAUUACAGCAUACUUGGCUGUGAAUAGCGAAUAGAAAUCAACACUGUCAUCAACACUUUCUGGCUGUGACUCAGUCAGUCUUUGCCUAUUUUCUUCUUUCAACCUCUAUAUCAAAACCUCAACUUGUUGUUUAUCUGAGAACAAACCACAUCAGAUGUUCACUGAGCCACCUUCAGCAGUUUUUUUCCAAAACUAUUAUUUUAUUAUUAUCCAUAUUUGACAACUAUAGCACCAAAUGAUUAAUAAAGUAAUUACAUAAAAUGUUAUAGAACAAUAACAUUGUAAUUGUGUGUAUAAUUGUUGGAUUUUAUACCUGAAUAUCUUUGCAAACUGUUAUUCUUACCUAUUGUGCUCUUCACCCAGCUGAUGAGGGAUCCACUGCCUUUAACAGCCUCAUCCAGCUCCUUUUUUUAUCCCUCAACCUUUCC